Spodoptera littoralis (African cotton leafworm) is the source of this 3621-nucleotide messenger RNA. Lineage: Eukaryota; Metazoa; Arthropoda; Insecta; Lepidoptera; Noctuidae. The record is from the annotation of a GenBank genome assembly.
AUGUUGAAACGCCCUAAGCCUGGUGAAGAUGAGGAAGAUAUUCUUCGCAUGCAAGAGGAAUUUCUUCGAGAAAAACAAAAUCAAAACUUGCAACCAGCGGCUGCUGUUACUAAUUUACGUCCAAAUGAACGUACAAAGCGAUCAAAUACUAGCGAGACAGGUAGGAAACCUUCCAAGUUUGCCCAGGCUAAAGGCUUAAAGGGCCAGACUGAGAAAAAGGCACGAUUUGAAGGAUCGACUUCUGUAGUAGGAGAUAUUUUAGAAAAGAACGUGGAAGAUCCAGAGAAUAUUGAACCUGAAGCUGAAGAUGAUCAAGUAUAUUAUCCUAAAGUUAUACCUUCGCUCUUGGGCAACAUUGUUGAAAAAAAUGUAGCAGAUUUUGUUGAUUUUGAUGUGACAGAGAUGCCAUCACAAGGGUUUCCAGUAGUUACUAAGCAAACCAGUUUAUUCUAUAAGAAAAAGAAAGAACAAAGUAAAAAUGAAAAUGUUAAUAUGGAUGUUGAUGAACCAUCACCCAGUACCAGUGCUGAUACCAGUAAAAAGCCACCAAACUUGAAUUUACCAGAAAAGAGUUUUAUAUUAUCAUCGAAAGAUGCAGAUGAUAUUCACAAUGAAAAUGUUAAACUUCUUAGUGAGAUGUUAGAGCAAGAUAUCUUAGAAGAAAGGAAGAAACUCCUCUCAAGCAUUGAUCCUAAUCUGGUGGAGUUUCUGAAAAACAAAAGACAACAAACUACACAACCUGAAAGUUCCAAAUCAAUAGAAAAACCUAUUGCUAAAAUUGAAAACAAAGAAUCUAGUGAGGAAGCCAUGGACACUACUGUUGCCAUACCAGAAAACAAUAACCUUUGGGAGAACGAUGUCCUGACUCACCCAGAAAUAAAUAAAUGGCUCCACUUUGAUUCAUUAGAAAAAGACAAACUAGAAUGGAUGAAAGGGAUAGAAGAAAGCAAGAAAGUGAGAGCAGAUGAGCCGUACGAAGCAAGGUUUGACUUCAACGGAUACCUUUUACCUUACACAAUUGAGUAUAAUGACAAAACUAAACCAUUGUUUCAUCAUGGUGAUGAACCACAUAGACCAGGGUAUUCUAUUACGGAAUUAAUUGAACUGACACGGUCAACAGUCACCCAACAAAGAGUUAUGGCACUCAACACAAUAGCUGGCAUCAUAGAAUAUUACAGUGCGGGGACGUACAAGAAUGUCAUUGAAAUACCUGUUAGCAAACUGUUCUUUAUUAUCAGGAUAGCAAUGGAUGACAAUAAAGUAAUUAUUCUAGAACCAGCACUGAGAGCUAUGAGGAAUCUCUUGUACAAUAGGAUAGAUGAAGCCAGUUUAGAUGCUUUGAUAGGCUUUGAAGAAGGCACACUACAACCUUGUUUGGAAAAUGACAAGUCAGAAAUUGAAGAACUGCAGUCCAAAGAAUCAGAGUUCACAGACUACCAUUUAGCAGAAAUAGACAUAAUGACAGCACUACAGAGAACAGAGAUCCUCCAGAGGUUGUACUAUAUCCUGGAGACAAUCAAGCCAAACUUCAACUGUGUUCAAUAUUCUUUGCAAAUAUUGUCUAGGUUAGCAAGAGACUCCCUAGAAACUGCACAGAAGAUUGUAGAAAUGGAACAUUUGAUGCAAACAAUAAUUAAGAACUUUGUACCAGUGUCGAGCACUAAUUUUGUCUUUGAACCCAGCAUUGUUUACAAUGGGAAGCCAAUAUUAGCUGCUCUGAAGUUUAUCAGAAUAAUGUCUUUACAAUCCCUGGAUAUAACCAGAAUCCUGCUAAUCAAAUAUGAUUUAUUGAAACCUAUAUCAGAGUACAUUAGUUCUGCAGUUGAUAGGAUGUAUGGAUUGAAAAUACAGAUAGAAGCUUUUUGUACUCUCUCCAACAUACUGUGUUUUGGUCUGGGAACUGAUGUGGCAGUCUCUCUAUUUCCUGUGAUUGUUACUGCAUUGCAUAAACAUGUAAAAGGAACUGAUAUAUUUGUGAAGUCUUCUAUUUUGUCAGCAACCCAUGCAGCUGUAGUCCUUCAAUUAGUUAAUAGACUUCUAAGAUGCAUAUUAGGUGGAAUGGACAGUUACAAGUCCCAAAUAUAUCCUCUGCUGAAAGAAGGUGUUCAGAAAUGGAUGGGCCAGUUGUCUCAAUCUAGUAGUUACACUUGUGGACAUCUGCGCCUUCUUUGUUCAGCUAUAGACUGCUGCAAAACAGUCACAUUGAUAGAGAAUCUUCCAAUGAAGUUCCUCAAUGACUCUCUAAGAACUCUGUCCCAAUCCCAAGGAUUCGCAGUUAUUAUCAGAAAUCUUAUACCCAGUUCAAAUCUAUUGUCAGAAUUAGAUAAUAAGGACCUACAUUUAACCAAGAACUUGAUGUCACUUGGAGGGUCAGUCAUAGACUCAGCUCAGAAAGUUCUACCGAUUUUGAAUAUAGCAUCACCCAUGCCAUUUCUGGCGUCACUUUUCAAUCUUCUGACUUACGUAAAUGAUAAAGAAAUAUCUGAGAUGUUCCUAAGACAUCUGACCAUGUAUUUAAGCAAGAUCAGCAAUAAAGUGCCAAGUUUAUGUGAUAACUGGUUUACAAGAAUGGAAUCCAAUUUCGUUUUCAGUAUUAUAAAAUUAUCUACACAGUAUGAUAUUUCAGAAGGAAGUAAAGACUUGCUAUAUACUGUGGCUAAUAAGCUAUGUUAUAUUCUGAGAAAUGACAAGAAAUAUGAAUUAGAUUUUCUGUUUGGAUAUGUAGUAUUCAACAAACACUGGUUCACUGCUGAAAGAUUGUUACAUCUUGUGAACUUGACUGAUGCAGAUGGCUUUUCUAAAGCUCUGACGUCAAUCGAGGAUAUAAAACUAUGUUACAGUAGAGUGGUGAACAUUAAUUACAGAGAUACAGGGCCUAAUAUAAAGUUCAAGAGUUGGCAAGAGCCAAUUUUGCCGAGGGAUUGGAUUUACUUGCCAAUUUUAACCCUGUACAGCAGAAGUCAAGAAGCUGAUAACAGUCCGAAAGUUUUUGGUGAACACUCCAGGAAAGUCGCAGCGAGAAUAGCUGCUGAGAAGGAAUUUAUUACGCGAUGUAGUUUGGAGUGGAUAUUAUUCAAUGAACUGUGCUUCCCCGAUCUAUUGAACGACAUCGACGUUACUGACAGACUCUGUCGCAUCAUGUGCGUGUUCCUUAGCGACAACUCGCUGUUUUUGGAUCCCAAAAUAAAAAUGUUGCUCAAGAAAUGUACAGAGAUUUUGUUCAAAAAGAAAUCAAAAUUGAAUUUCGACAAACAACUGGUUGGAUUGCAUAAUUUCCAGGAUUUCUUCACACAGUUUCUGGAGCAGUUCCAAUCAGUCAGUUAUGGAGACCCAACUUUUGCUGCUUGCGUUUUAGUGCCAUUAGCACAGAGGCAUGACGUAAAGUGGCGCAAGCUCCUAUGGUCGGAAUAUGCUGGGUGCUUACGAGCUCUAGAUUGCCCUGAAGAAUAUCUUUGUUACGAUAUUAACGAGUAUUUACAGCCUGAAGAAACAGAUGAGUCCCUGAUACAAUCCUAUUUCCGAGCGCUUUCAAACAACUUGGUAAGGGAAGGCACUAUAGCGCAUAAAAUAGCACUCCAUCACGCUACAUGUUACAAAAAUCGUUCUGUAUCUAAAGAAUAA